Molecule: messenger RNA, 915 nt
Organism: Sipha flava (yellow sugarcane aphid)
Lineage: Eukaryota; Metazoa; Arthropoda; Insecta; Hemiptera; Aphididae
Exons: 2
Coding region: 127-561 (144 amino acids)
Source: RefSeq, a predicted model, not a curated record
CAAACAGAAGAAAAUCGAGAAAAUUAUGGCUGUCGAAAAUUUAACGUUCCCAGAAGCUGUUCAAUUCAACAACAAUAAUCUUAUAAUAACUUGGCUGUUUUAAACGAAACUCAUAACACAGAUAAAAUGCAGGAAGCUUUGAGCUGUAUGACGGUUGAUGAUUUCAACAAUUUUUUGAAUGUUUACCAAUUAAUUACUAGCAUGGAUCCUCGAGUCGACCAGACUAUGAGUAAAGCUAGUGUAGAUCAAUUACUAUCUGGGGAACUUUUGAAUCAAAAACGUUUCGAUGAGGUGUACGAGUGUGUAGCUAAUGAAGUAGAAGAAACAGAAUCUACGACGAACGGCGAAGAAUUAAUGAAAGAUACGAUUGACGAUUGUAAAUUUUUGAAUUUUUACGAUCAUAUUGAUUAUUGGAAAAAACGCAUGCUACCAAUGAUAAAUAAAAUUGAAGAUCUAGCCCAAGAAAGUAAAAUGAUCGCACAGACAUUGACUACAGUUGGAGAUGUUUUAAAAUCUAAAGAAUCAACUUUUAAUGUUCCGUUAGAACAAAAAAAAAAAUGAAGCUCGUUACUCAUCAAAUAUCGGUAAAUAUAUCGAAACCGGGGAACAUCAAGUGCAUUUGUCGAAAACCUUUAAUCGUCAGGCAGCAACUGAUGACGAUGUUACCAAUACUAAUAAUCCAUUUGUACUUUUUGAUAAAUACUAUAAGCAAAUUCCAGAUAAAUUCGGAGAUGUAGAAACGAUGUUAACGUUGUCCCCAACACACGAGAAAAAUCCGAGAACACUGCUUACUCCUUCGAGUGCAUAUUUAAAAGUCAGACCUACAUCGGUUGUGGAUGAAUUAGAAGUCAAAACAUAUUUUAUAGACUGAAACAAACGUUUAUAAAUGUUUAAAAGCAAAUCAAUAAAGAAUAA